GAGAGGUUCGGGCUAUAGAGCUGAAAAUUUCCGAGUCAGCUUCGGGGGCUAUCGAUUGAGAGCAAACAGACGCUGUGAAGCAGCAUGGGGCAGCGGGCUCUAUAGAAACGGUUUAGCGAGCCCAGCCAACUGGCAGCUCUAAUACAAGCAAAGCACACACAAUCGCUCAACACGUAUGCUCGGCUCGUUUUUGCGACACAAACAAUACAAAGCAAACGCGUCAAUUGCACGGGCGCGUCCCUCUAGUUGUCCCCAAGGUACUGCGCAGAAGUAACUAGCUGUUUAUGUGCCCACAAUCACUUUUCUUACCAGCAACGAAGGCGCAGCAGGCCGCGUGAGCGGCUCGGGAAGCGAGCUUGCCGCCUGGCGGAGAGCUGUCCGGAGAGCGGGACACGAAUGCUUGGCGAGUCAAUAUGGAUGACAGAUUUCGCGCGCCCGUGGGUUCGUCCGCACUUGUGCUAACCGCCGCGCCACGCCAAAGCGCCAACGACGAAAACGUGGGCUUUUCCCUGUGCGGAAGCGCUAACACGACUGCGAGCAUUCGGAAAAGGCCCUGGACGCUUGCGGAGGAGGUCAUUUUUGUGCGCUAUCAUGCGGCUCAUGGCAACCAGUGGGCGCGCCUCAGUCAGCAUUUGUCCGGCCGCGACGCAACUGAAGUCAAGAACAUCUUCUACUCAUCACAGAGGAGCAAACACGUGAUGGCCCGCCGCGUCCUGCGGACGUACGCGCGCGCGGUCCAGUCAGCGGAAGACGACCCCGCCCGGCGCCUCGAGGGCUUUCGACUGGCGCUGCAGGUGGUUGGUGAGGUGCUGCAGACCGCCGCUUCCGACCCCUCGUCAGUGGCCGUGCGCACUGCCGCUGCUGCUGCCGCUGCUGCUGCUGCGGCUGCUACUGUUGUGUCGUCCCCAUCGGAACCCCUCAUUGCCCGCAGCACCCCUCCACUACACCAGCAGCAGCAGCAGCCACAACGGCCGCAACGGCAAGGCAGCCCAACCAGUAGUAGCGGCGGCGAUGACGACGGUGCCAGCGGGGCUGCGGGUCGCGGCGGGGCGGCGGUGCACACAAUGGCCGUGGCGGCGGAGGCCGCAGCGGCGGCGGUGGCGGCUAGUGAGGCUGCCGAGCAGUACCGGCGGAUGCUGCAGCAGCAGCGGCUGCAGGAGCUGUUGUUGUUCGGAGCGCAAAGGCAGCAGUCCGCCGGGGAUGAGGGACUAGGUGAGGAGAGGGAGGUGCAGAGGCAGCAGGCGCAGCAGCAGGCGCAGCAGCAGGCGCAGGGGCAGGCGCAGCAAGCGCAGAUGGAAAAGGGCGAGAUGAAGGUGGAGCAGAGCUCUAGCCAGCAGCGUCAAAACCCGAGCCAGGAGCAGGAGUGGCAGCGGCGGCAGCUGCUGUCGCCGCCGCGCCCAUCCCCUGCAAGUGCUGCUGCUGUGGCGGCGACUGCCGGCAUCGAUGCUACUGCUGCUGGAAGCAGCCCAGCUGCUGCAGCCACCUUGGCUGCUCCGCGCGAUGACGAGGAUGCAGGAAUGUUUUACCGCAGCAGCAACAGCAGUAGCUCCUCAGGACAGCUCAACAACAGUGUCGCUGCAGUCGCUGCCGCCGCUAGCGUAGCCAUGUGGCCUUGUGGCGGCGGCGGCAAGGCCAGCAGCACAGGCGGUGGCGACGGCGGCAGCCGCAUCGAAGCGGCCGUGCCGUGUGAAGGGGCAGCUUUACGCCACCAGCAGCAGUCGCAAUUGCUUAAGCCAGAGCCAAAAUCACCCCAGCAUCUGACACUUCUGCUGGAUAAUGCAGAGCACCAGCAGCAGCUGGAGCGCCUUCCGCCGCUAGCGUCACAGCAGCAUAUGCAGCAGUCACCACGCAUCCCAGCUUCAAGUAAUGCAGCAGCGUUGACAGCAGAGGCGCAGGCGGCACAGCAGCCCGCCGGCGCUGGGCGCGCGCAGCUACUGCUGGCAAACGGCGGCGGCGGAGAUUACGUUGCUGCUGGUGCUGCGGCUACUGCUUACGGCUGCCCCAAUGUGGAGGCUGCUGCUGGCGACAGGCGGCAGCAGCAGCACGGUGCCGCCACUGCCGCACACGACAGACUCUUAAUGCUCGCAGAGCUUGCAGCAGCCGCGUUGGGGUCGUUGCCGCGGGGCUCCUUGCCAUUAUUGGCGGAGCCCAAUGAGCAGCUGCACGUAACGAAUGAAGCAAAGCUGGCGUGCCUGCAGCGCCUGCUGCCGCGACGACCCGCAUAUUCUGAUGAUAGCAGCAGUGCGACGCUGGCGCACCGCAGCGGCCCACGUGCACCAUGGGCAGCAGCAGCAGCGGCGGUGUCGGGGGCAACUACUGCCGGGCAGGAGGCAGCAGGAGCAGCAGCUCCAGCCGCGGCCGCAGCCGCAGCUGCUGCUGCGGAGCCGGAGGAGCCGGAGGGCUGGCAGCAGCAGCAAGACGAGCUGCGGCGACGGCGAAAGCUGCAGCAGCUGCAGCACCUGCAGCGGCAGGUGCAGGUGCAGCAGCAGAGCGCGAUGCGGCUGCAAGCGCCGCCGCCGCCGGCUGCUGUGGGCGGCAGCCCUCGAAGCAAGGGCCAUGACGGAACGCAGCCGUACGGGGGGCAGCAGCAGGAGCUGCCGGCGGCAACAAAAACAGCAAGAGCCGCCGCCACCGCCCGCACUUGCAGACCGGAUGAAGCUGACAUCAAGACAGACCCUGUCGCGGCGGCAGCAGCACAUGCAAUAGAUGCUGUACAUGCUGCUGCUGCCGCCGCCGUUCCCGGCCUUGUUUCGGACCCUGAGUCUGGCGAGCCCGCUGCGGUCGUGAUGCUGGGCCCACGUGAACUCCUGCUCCUGCGUGUGUAUCGCAUGAUGAAGCAGAGGACAAGUGUUCACCAGCAGCGGCAGCUCGCAGAGCCGGCGGCACAUUCGCAGCAGGCAACGCAACCUCUCUUGCGGGAGCCACCGCAGCCGCAGCCGCCCAAACAUCAAGACAUUCACCCAGCAGGCCCACAACAGCGGUCACCGCAGCCACUUCAGGAGGACCGGCAGCGCAGAAGUGCAGCAGCAGCAGCUGCUGCUGCUGCUGCAGGGCGUGUAGCUGCUGGGGUGGAGGCGGCAGCGAGGCUUAGGCUGCUGAGGAUUCGCGAGCAGCAGAGGCGGGAGCAGCAGCAGCAGAUUCAGGAGCAGCCGCCGCCGCCGCCGAGUGAGCAGCAGAGGCGGGCGUGGCACGAGUGGAAUGCGAUGCAACAGAUCCCGCCACGCCCUCAUAUGCAGCCUCUGCACCAGCAGCAGCAGCAGCAGCAGCGCACUUCAUCGAAGCGGCCGGCGGCAGCAAUUGAGCCGCAGCCUACUGCUGCAGAGGCACCGAAGCGCCCGCGCCUGGCGUUGCUGGACCUUUCCCGCGACACCUCCACCGGUGCGCCGUCUCCCACGCUUCAGCAGCAGCAGCAGCCCCAUCCCGUGAGCACACACCAGCAGCAACAGCUGCGCCGCCGCAACAAUCCUACCCAGCUCGCCGCCGCUGCCACACAAAACGCUGCGCCGCCUGCUGGCGGCUUUGAACAGCGGCAACAGCAGCAGGCCACGCCGGCGCCGCCAUCGCCCCAGCCCCAGCCGGGCUCGCCCCCUGCUGCGCGCCCCUUCGACAUUGUUGACGCGGCACGCAAGGCAGGAGGCGGCGGUGGCGGCGGCGGCCGCAACCAACACUUGCUGGGCUGGGCUGCGCGGCUGCUGGCGAUGGGCCUACCCGAGCAGCUGGUAGCAGAGAUGGUGUAUCAGGUUGGGGCUGGGGGCCGGAUGGACAUGUAGGUUGUGUGACGCGGGCAGGCAUUUAUUGAUGUUGCUUGCCUACCUACCAUUUAUUAUGGUGCGUGCGUAUUUCGUGCGCUAGUCUCUGUCAUUUGGAGAGCUUGAUUGGUCCACGCACGCCAGUGACACAUUGCGUCGCAUGCAUGCACGUUACAGUUAUGCAUACGGUACAUUUAAUUGCUUGCACGCACGCACGAAUGUGGGCACGACCUGUACUGGCCACAGCAAUGCAUGAGUACAAGGCGGUGGCCGGGGGAAGUGAGGAAGCUGCUGGCUUGGUAGGAGAUUACGGCGCGGCUCUAUCUGUCAGGCGCUUGCAACUUUACAUGGGAGUUAAGUAUCUAGCUGGUGUCAGGAGUGGCUGGAGGUGUGCGAAGUAAAAGGCACCUCCGCUGGCGCCGGCUGUAUGUCAUCAUGUGGUCGCAGCACUUGCUUUAUUUCCCGCAGCACACUUGCUUGUCAAUGUUUCGCCGCGAAUUGACUCUAGCUUGGGUUACGUCCUACGGCUUUCGCUUGUAUUAGGAGCGAGGCUGUGCGGCCGCUGAAUUGAAGAAUAGGCCCAACAGAUUCACUUGCUGGAUGGGGGUGCAAUCAAGGCAAGGCGCGGCGUGUGACCUGCACGUGUCUUGCUUUUGUCAAACAAGCACACGCGUAGGAACACGCACGCCCUUCUUGUGUGUGUGUGUGUGUGUGUGUGUGUGUGUGUGUGUGUGUGUGUGUGUGUGUGUGUGUGUGUGUGUGUGUGUGUGUGUGCGUGUGUGUGUGUGUGUGUGUGUGUUUGUGUGUGUAUGUGUGUGCGCGUGUGCGUCGGCGGCGGAAGCAUUGUAGCACCUGUGCCGCUGACCGCUUUGCACCCUCGCUCGGCGCUGCACGCUGGUAUGUGAAUUCGGCUGCAGCAGAUGAAUGACCCAUGUGCAUCCUGCAAGACACUCCGUGCGUGGUGAGGUAUCACACAUCUCACGCAAGCAAUGACCCCAGAAAAUGUUGCGAGGGGAGGCCACUCAGUCAUCACAACUACUGCAUGUUACCCUGGAUGGGCAUGGGGUGCCACCUGCCACCUGGCGGCCAUUAUGAUUGGCUUGGAAUAGCGCUUGACGCUUGGUCGGUUGGUAGUGGUUGAUGACAUGAAGUCACGAAGAUCAGGAAUUUCUGCCAUCUAUGAUAUGUGUAUGCCGCGGAGUUGCUCAUGUGUGCAAGUGUGCGGCGGGUUGCAACUCAUGAACUGAUCAUGCUGCUGUCACAUGUUAGUGUCAUGUAUGGCGCGCACGUGUGCGGCUCCCAGGGCGUGUGGGGAUAUGCAUGAUGUGCUACUAAGCAGUAAGCUAUUCCUCAUGUGGGCAGUCCUGCUGUACAAACCAGCCCCGGCUAUGUCCGGGCGGGAGUAGUUUCAAAACCUUCAGCCUCAAACAUGCACCAACGUGGCGUGGGCGCAGCCCACUUCUCCCGUGAGAGGGGGAGGCGCCUUCACUUCUUGUCGGCAGCUGCUCUGACCUGGUCGUAUCACCCCGUGUGUUUUAGCCAGAGUGUGCGGGGUUUAUGUGUGGGAAACCCGCAUCAGAGGCCUGAGCUGCCCUGUGCCUGCACCGCAGCCAGGCUUACUUCAUUGCGAAGUGCAUGGGGUGGCACGCGGCUAGGGUGGGGAUGUACUUAUUCCUAUAAUAUAUGUAUUGUCGGGGCCAUGGCUGUGAAAGGGCUUCAGUGGGGCCUCCGGGAUGUAUGAGUCGUGUGUUUUGAGGUUGAGGCCGGGAUGUAUGGGGCCCUCGCUUUCAACUAGAGGAAGCCCAAUAAUAUUGAUUGUCAUGUAGUCCAAAUGUUGUAACAUAGCCCGAAG
Molecule: messenger RNA, 5601 nt
Organism: Chlamydomonas reinhardtii
Lineage: Eukaryota; Viridiplantae; Chlorophyta; Chlorophyceae; Chlamydomonadales; Chlamydomonadaceae
Exons: 5
Coding region: 414-3770 (1118 amino acids)
Biological process (GO): regulation of transcription by RNA polymerase II
Cellular component (GO): nucleus; SWI/SNF complex
Molecular function (GO): transcription coregulator activity
Source: RefSeq, a predicted model, not a curated record